CCAGCAAGUUCCAACCUUGGCCAGAGAGAGGCUGAGUGUGUCCCACAACUAUAGUGUGUGUAUGUCCUAAGAAGUGCUAAAAUGAUCAACAGUAGUCAAGAAGUCCUUUCACCUGGAAUUAAUGAAUCAUUAUUCAAUGAGACCACGAAGAUGAAAUGUUCUUUCACUGAAUUUUGGGAUUGGUUCAAUAUAAUGCAGACCCCAUUCCUCUGGAUCAUCUUUGUGUUAGUCACAGUUGAAAACAUUUUUGUUCUCAGUGUCUUCUGUUUGCACAAAAGUAGGUGCACAGUACCUGAAAUUUACCUGGGAAAUUUAGCUGCUGCUGACUUUAUUUUAGGUCUUUGUCUCCCUUUCUGGGCCAUUAACAUUACCAACAACUAUGACUGGCCCUUUGGGGAGAUACUCUGUAAAGUGGUGAAUUCCUUUAUAUACAUGAAUUUGUAUAGCAGCAUUUUCUUCUUGAUGAUGGUCAGUAUUGAUCGGUACUUGGCCCUAGUGAAAACCAUGUCUAUGGGCCAAAUGCGAAGAACCUGCCAUGCCAAAUGCUACAGUUUCAUCAUAUGGCUUUUCACAAUGAUAGUGAGUUCUCCUGUGGUGAUUUUCCGUACCCUACGGGAGUAUAAAGAUGAGGGCCACAAUAUCACUGCUUGUGUUUUAGCCUAUCCAUCACCCAACUGGACAAUCUUCACCAAUAUUCUCCUCAACGGUGUAGGCUUUAUGCUGCCCCUCUGCAUCAUCUCUUUUUGCUCUGUGAAAAUCAUCCAUGUUCUGCGAAACAAUGAAAUGCAACAGUUCAAGGGAAAGCAGACAGAAAAAAAGGCUGCCAUCCUUGUCCUGGUGGUCCUUCUGCUCUUCAUCAUCUGCUGGCUCCCAUUCCAGGUUAGCACACUGAUGGAUACCUUCUAUCGGCUAAAGGUCAUCUCAGACUGUCAGACUGUAAAUAUUCUCAAUGUGUUUACACAAAUAGGAACAUAUAUUGGUUAUAGCAACAGCUUCCUGAACCCUCUGGUAUAUAUUUUUGUGGGGAAAAGAUUCCAGAAGAAAUCUAAGGAGGUCUACAAGGAAUGUUUCAAGAUUGAGUGGUGCCAAUCAGACUCAAUCCAAAUAGAAAAUUCAGUGAGCACUUUGAAGACUACCAUAUCAAUGGACCGGCAGAUAAACAAACUUCACAAGCAUCUAGAAUACAACCAGUAAUUUGUUCUAUUUUAUUUUUAAAAGACUGCAAAACUACAGCUUUACAUAUGAUCAUGAGCCAUUUUCAGUAUGUACUGGCUGCAGUUGGUACUGGGCAAGCCAGGGGCCAGUAGAAAAACUUUCAAUUUUCUGGAGAUGCAGAGCAGUGAAGGGAGGAGAGUAGCACCUGGUCAUCCAACCUUACAUCCACCUAACCCCUCUUCCUCUCUCUUGCCCCUAAUGAUAAUAUGGAUCCUCAGGAAAAAUCCUGGGCAUAGAAGCACUCCUGUCCUUCUAAUGACAGAGUAGUCACUGCCCAGUUUAGGGUUGGACAAAUUAUUAUUCCUGAAUUUUUGAGUCUGGCAAUGAUUUCUAUGGAUGGGAUCCAUGACUAAUGAAGGCUCAUCUCCAAGUUUAGUAAGAAAAUUGUUUGUGGAUAGAAAACAAGCAGCAUUAUUUAACUCCCUUCAUUUUGUAUUUAUUCAAAUAAAUAAUUGAAGGAAGUAAGAAAUAUUUUAGUGCAAGAAAGAGAAUCCAAAUCAAUUCAACAUGUAUUUCAAGAUUGUCUACUGUGAAACCUGCACAGGCUCUUGUCCAUAAACAACAACUGAAGAGAUGAUAGAAAUUGGGUCCUUCUAAGGUUAUAUGAAAGCACAAAGAGGUGUAAUUGACUAGAGGUUAAAAGACUAACCUUAGAGUUAGGCAAACUUAGACUGAAGUCCAACCUACCUGUACAACCUUGGGUCAAUUCCUUAAUUUCUUAGGGUUCUCUCAAAGAAAAGGAGAAAUUAUUGAGGCCUUAGCAGUCUGUAUCAGCUACAAAAUUGCAUCAGGGAACUCUGAGAGGUAUUUCCACUUCAGCUAUUCCUAAUACCAAAAAUGUCACUACUCUUACAUCAUUCUCACCUUAGCUCUCUCCUGUCCACUUCCCACCCACCCCUCCAAAAAAAAAAAAAAAAAAAAGUAAAGCUAUG
Molecule: messenger RNA, 2147 nt
Organism: Sarcophilus harrisii (Tasmanian devil)
Lineage: Eukaryota; Metazoa; Chordata; Mammalia; Dasyuromorphia; Dasyuridae
Gene: BDKRB2
Product: bradykinin receptor B2
Exons: 2
Coding region: 82-1194 (370 amino acids)
Biological process (GO): G protein-coupled receptor signaling pathway; vasoconstriction; smooth muscle contraction
Cellular component (GO): membrane
Molecular function (GO): bradykinin receptor activity
Source: RefSeq, a predicted model, not a curated record